Canis lupus familiaris (dog) is the source of this 3257-nucleotide messenger RNA. RefSeq names its product T cell immunoreceptor with Ig and ITIM domains (gene TIGIT). Gene Ontology annotation, cellular component: cell surface. The record is from RefSeq and is a predicted model, not a curated record. Gene Ontology annotation, molecular function: signaling receptor binding. NCBI's taxonomy places the organism in Eukaryota, Metazoa, Chordata, Mammalia, Carnivora, Canidae. Gene Ontology annotation, biological process: negative regulation of interleukin-12 production; positive regulation of interleukin-10 production; negative regulation of T cell activation. The transcript is spliced from 4 exons. Bases 187 to 1131 code for a protein of 314 amino acids.
AACAAGAAUGUCAGAAUCUUGGGCAUCACACAGAUACACAGGGCCCUCGGGUUCGGGAGACAAAGGUUGAUACAAAACAAGCGCAUUAAGACAGGACUUUAAAAAAACAGUAGAUUGACUAAUAGUAACCCAAAGACCAGUGUGCCUCUAACCACAUUUUUGUUUAUUUUUUAGUGUGUUUCCUUCAUGGUCUUUCUUGUGGGCUUGCCCUAUGCAGUUUGUGUACUUGUUGAGAGCGUUUCAUAUAUGCCUCUGACAUUGUUUUCGCUGAACUCAGUUUUUCCGAGACCCUCUCUCCUCAUAGGCUCAGUUCUGGCCUCGCAGCUGCAGUCCACAGGUUUCGGCGGCAGAAGAGGCCUCGGCUGCUUCCUGUGGGCCCCCUCGCUGGGUGGAAACAUGCAAUGGUAUCUCCUCCUGAUUUGGGCCCAGGGGCUGGGGCAGGCUCCCCUCCCUACCUCAGGAGCUGUGUCAGGCAGGAUAAUGACAAUGGGGAACAUUUCUGCUAAGGAAGGUGGCUCUGUCACCUUGCAAUGUCACCUCUCCUCCACCACUGCCAACGUGACUCAGGUCAACUGGGAGAAGCAGGACCAACUUCUGGCCGUUCAUCACACUGACUUGGGGUGGCACAUCUAUCCGGCCUUCAGGGAGCGAGUGGCCCCAGGCCCCAACCUGGGCCUCACCCUGCAGUCGCUGACCAGGAAUGACACGGGGGAGUACCUCUGUACCUAUCACACCUACCCUGAUGGGAUUUACAGAGGGACGUUCUUUCUGGAGGUCCUGCAAAGCUCAGUGGCUGAGCGCAGCGCUGCGUUCCAGAUCCCACUGCUGGGAGCCAUGGCCUCAGUGCUGGCCGUCAUCUGUGUGGCAGUCAUCCUGGGGGGCCUCUGGACCAGAAAGAAAUGUCGCAGAGUCCAUUGUGGGGAAAGUGGCCUCAGGACGAUGACGUAUGAACAGGAGGAACAGAGUCCCUGCAUCCUGUCGUCCACUGGAAGGGCCAUCCAGGUAGAGAUGGUGCCCGUGGGCCUCUACACGGAGCAGAGGGCAGACGACUAUGCUGAGCCACACGACUACUUCAACGUCCUGAGCUACAGGAGCCUUGGAAGCUUCAGCUUCCUGGCCGAGACUGGUUAGCUCGCAGAGGCAUCUUCUGGGAGACGCAUUCCUGUCCCUGCUGUGACAGGUGGUGACAUAAGGGUCUGCGGUCUCCAUCGCUGCUGUGUGUGCAUGUGAGUGUGUGUUCAGUUGAGUGAGUGAAUGUCAUCCUCGUCCCCGCCCUUCCCUCCCCUCCCUUGUGGCAGACCCACAGUGGGCAGCUUGUAUCUUGGUUGUGAAUGCAGAGUCAAGAAACAAUGAGUCGGUUCUGAAUCGGGCAGUGUGGGCAGACCCUGUGGCUCUGAGGAACGCAUUCCCCCUCGUAGCACCGGGCAGGGCUUUGGUGGUCCUGGCAAGUGGCAGUUUUGUCGUGGAUGAUGGUGAUGACAACGACGAUGAUGAUGGUAAGACUCAUCUCAUUUCUCCCAGUCAUUUUCAUCAGCAACCACGCAUUCAAAACAUUUUAUUUUAUUUUAUUAUUUUUUUUUCAAAGCAUUUUAUGAACAAGGCCUGGCACUGGCUGCCAAGGGGAGGUUCGGACAGGACUACACCAGGCUUUCGGAUCUCAGCCCCCUUAGACCGUACAGAUAAGUGAGGGUAAUGACAUUUCCAUGAAAGGUAGUGCGAAAACAGAGAUAUAAGACGCAGGCCUUUGGGAAGAGCCACUGGCGUAGGCUGUGGUCAUCAGGCCAAGCUUGCCUGGGUGAAGUGGCUCGGGAGGAUGGAGGGAACAGUGAGGCUAGUGUGGUGAGAUCAGGAAUUGUGUCUAGGGAGGGUGGAGAAACUGAAGCAGAGCUGAUGAAAUUCCCACAUGGAAGAACCAAGGGAGCUGAGAGUGCUUGGGAUUUUAUUCCUCGGGCAGAUCCUUCAGGACUCCUUCUGUUGGGUGGGCCUGGAGUCCAGGGAUGGCCUGCUCAGGGGACUCGAGGCCUUCCAGAUGCCUGCCAGGGACAUGCGCAGGAGUGCUGGUCCACUAUAGGAGCUGCAUCCUAGCCCCCGGCCAGGACCCACCUUUUCUCUAUCAAUCCACCAUUGAGCUUGUGAGGAAGGAAUCUGUGUCCUACCAAAAGGAAAACCUGGAUUUUAAAACAUAGGGACUCUUCCUAAGAAAAAGAAGAAAGAGGGGGAUCGAGGGUUUAAGGUGAAUGCCCUCUCCCUAGCUUCUCUGAACCCUUAAAUUCACCCCUUGAGCUCUUCGUGCUGGGGUUUGGGUGGCAUCUAAGUGCCAGUUUCUGUUUAACUGGCAUCCGGCCUCUAUCCUGCCACCACUUCUCUUACAGGAGUGAGGAGGGAAGGUGGGCUUACAGGUGACAGGUUUUCUUCCACGGCCAUAGGAACUGAGUGAGGAUGGGAAGAAGGCUGUCUUACUGGUGGUUGAAAUCAAGCUCUGCUCUGCUCCCUAAGAAUUAGGCAGCCUGAGCAAGAAGACGAUUCAACUCCUGCUCCUUGGAUUUGGAUUUGGAUUUUGGUCACUCUACCAAAUACGUAUGUAGUUAGGAGCAAGGAGCUGAAAUCUGUCCAGAGUGCUAAAUCUUUCGGAAGACAGACAGAUGCACGUAAGAUGCUGUGAUGUGCCAGGGCAGGUCACCCCACUCUUCUUGCUGAACUCCUGCAAACUGCUUGGGAGUAGAACCCAAUUCAUGAGUUGGAGAGGAACUAAAAUGUCAUGACAAAAGGGAGUGGCAGUUUGAUGGAGAGAUGGCGACUGGGUCUCGGCUAGACUGAGAGUCGCAGUGUUAACGUGGUUAUGGUAAACAGGAAAUGCCAUUUGGAUGGUAAUAAAAAUAUAAAAGGACCCAUAGAUGUUAUAAAUAGGUCAGGUUGCUAAAAUGAGAUUGAAUUAGAAAAUACAUUUUAAAAUGGAAUUCAUUGAAGUGGAUCUUCCAUGGAGGACCAGAGAAGAUGAUCCCAUAAAGCCGGGUUCCUGGACACAUGGGCUGUCCAGUGGGAUAGCCACUCUGCAUGGGUAGCCGUCUAGUGUAUGAGAUGUGGUUAAUCUGAAUUGAGAUGUACUGUGCUAGACGUGUAAAAUACACGCUAGAUUUUGAAGGCUUAGUGUGAAUAAUCAGAAUAUAAACUAUCAUGUUAGUAAUUUAAAAAUAUUGAUUACAUGUUGAGAGGAUGUAUUUGGGAUAUAGUCGGUUAAAUAAAAUUAUUAAAAUUGA